AUGUCGAAAGCCCACCUACAGCAACAGAAUGGCUCGGUGCCUGGGAGCGGCGGCCCGGACGACUUUUCCGACGACGACGAUAGCACGCCACUCACCCAGGAUUACGGCGGCAGCCAACGAACGGUGGUGGAGACGAAAGGAUGGGACGUAUUCCGAGAUCCGCCGCCGAAAAACGACUCGGGUUCGAUGGCAGAUCAGCGCUGCCUCGAGAUCACCACACAGAUCACCAAAGCAGUGGCCUACCUACUAGUCUUCGUGAUUGUCCUUACCAGCGGUGUCAUCGCCAAAGGGACCAUCCUAUUCAUGACCUCGCAACUCAAGGCUGAUCGCAACAUCGCCUAUUGCAACAGGCAAUUGGGUCGAGGCAGGCAAUUCGUCGUUCAGUUACCAGAGGAGGAGCGCAUCGCGUGGAUAUGGUGCAUAGUGAUAGCCUUCGCGGUACCGGAAUUGGGCACCUUCUUCCGCAGCGUGCGCAUGUGCGUGUUCAAGUCGUGGAAGAAGCCGAUGUCGUCGCACUUCUUGCUCGUCUUCUGCAUGGAAACCUUUCACGUGGUGGGCCUCGCCCUCCUGUUUUUCUCCAUACUGCCGGAGCUCGACGUCGUGCGUGGCGCCAUGCUCACCAACUGCGUCUGCUUCGUGCCUGGCUUGCUCGGCCUCUUGUCUCGCAACAAGAACAAAGACGAGCGCCGAUUCCUCGUCGCGCUCGUCGAUCUAGCGGCGCUGGCGGCACAAGCGACGGGCUUCGUGGUGUGGCCGCUGCUGGAAAGCAAGACCCCGUCGCUGUGGCUCAUACCGGCCGCACUGAUAAUGGUCUCGUGCAGAUGGUGGGAGAACUACGUGUCGGUGCAGAGUCCGAUCGGCAUCAUCAAGACGCUCGGCCGCGUCAAGCGCGACAUGAUUCAAACGCGUUACUUCACCUACAUGUUCAUAUCCGUGUGGAAGAUCGUCGCUUUCUUCAUCACUCUCUGCGUCGUUCUUCACGUGCAGGGCCAGACUGUCGGCCACCUGUUCAGCAUGUUUGGCGCAGCUUUCGGCGAGCACAAGAUCAUCAUUCAAGCUAUCAGGCCAAUUGACGGCGGAGUUGUGCCGGAUUUGUUUGAGAUACUGCCGAACGGCGAGACUGAGAUUAUCAACGCUGACUUUCACACACCGGUUCAUCUAUUGCUGUUCGCCAUUUUCGGAGCUUACUUCAUGUAUAUUUUCGGAAAAUUCGCUUGCAAGAUUAUGAUCCAGGGCUUCAGCUACGCUUUCCCGGUGAACCUAACGAUCCUCGUGUCGAUUUCCCUUCUGAUUGCCGCGUGUGGACUUCGCAACACGGAUCCAUGCUUCUUCCAUGGCACUAUACCGGACUACUUAUUCUGGGAGUCGCCGCCGCUGUAUUUCCUGAACGACUUCGUGUCCAAACAGUAUGCCUGGGUUUGGUUACUCUGGUUAUUGUCGCAAACUUGGUUCACACUGCACAUCUGGACACCCAAGUGCGAGAGAUUGGCAGCUACGGAGAAAUUGUUCGUUGUGCCGAUGUACGAUGGCCUGUUGGUUGACCAGUCGAUGGGAUUGAACAGAAAGAGAGAUGAUCAACCCGAGGUCAAAGUCGAGGAUUUGGCGGAAAUCGAAAAAGAGAAAGGCGACGGGGACUACGAGACGAUCUACGAGCAAACUGACGGCACAAGUACACCGCCGUCAGCCGUGAAGAGCAGCGAUCACGUCACGCGCAUUUACGCUUGCGCUACCAUGUGGCACGAAAACAAAGAAGAGAUGAUGGAAUUCUUGAAGAGUAUCUUGAGAUUGGACGAAGAUCAAUGCGCUAGACGCGUAGCGCAGAAGUACCUCAAAGUGGUUGAUCCUGAUUAUUACGAGUUUGAAACACACAUAUUCUUCGACGACGCGUUCGAGUUGUGCGAUCAUGACGAAAACGAGUCUCAAGUCAAUCGAUUCGUGAAACUACUGAUAGGUACCUUGGAUGAAGCAGCCUCGGAUGUACAUCAAACUCGCAUGCACGUUCGUGCUCCGAAGAAAGUACCAACACCGUACGGUGGUCGACUCAUGUGGACGUUGCCAGGAAAAACCAAAAUGAUCGCUCACCUAAAGGAUAAAAGUAAAAUCCGUCAUAGGAAACGGUGGAGUCAGGUGAUGUACAUGUACUACCUACUUGGUCAUCGUCUCAUGGAGCUUCCAAUCAGCGUCGAUCGUAAAGAAGUCAUAGCAGAAAAUACUUUUCUCCUUACUCUCGACGGUGACAUUGAUUUCCAACCAGCAGCCGUAAAAUUACUAAUCGACUUGAUGAAGAAGAACAAGAAUCUCGGUGCAGCUUGUGGUCGUAUUCAUCCGGUUGGUUCAGGUCCAAUGGUCUGGUAUCAGAUGUUUGAGUAUGCCAUUGGCCACUGGCUGCAAAAAGCUACCGAGCACAUGAUCGGUUGUGUACUUUGCAGUCCAGGUUGCUUCUCGCUUUUCCGUGGUAAAGCUUUGAUGGACGACAACGUCAUGAAGAAAUAUACUAUUAGGUCUGAUGAGGCGAGACAUUACGUGCAGUACGAUCAAGGUGAAGAUCGUUGGCUUUGCACUUUGUUACUGCAGAGAGGAUAUCGGGUCGAGUACUCGGCUGCUAGCGAUGCUUAUACCCAUGCACCUGAAGGUUUUAACGAGUUUUAUAACCAACGUCGUCGCUGGGUACCAUCCACCAUUGCUAAUAUUAUGGAUCUUUUGGUGGAUGCCAAACGAACGAUCAAGGUCAACGAUAAUAUAUCGUUUCUUUACAUUUGUUACCAAAUACUUCUCAUGGGUGGUACUAUAUUGGGGCCGGGUACGAUAUUCCUUAUGUUGGUGGGAGCUUUCGUAGCCGCCUUCAAAAUCGAUAACUGGACUAGUUUUUACUAUAAUAUUAUUCCUAUUAUUCUAUUUAUGAUUAUAUGUUUCACCUGCAAGUCGAACAUACAGCUACUAUGUGCGCAAAUCUUGUCGACGGGUUACGCAAUGAUAAUGAUGGCAGUCAUAGUCGGUACGGCGUUACAAUUGGGCGAGGAUGGUAUAGGCUCACCAUCGGCAAUAUUCUUGAUAACAUCUUCGGGGUCGUUUUUCAUAGCAGCGUGUUUGCAUCCAAAAGAAUUUUAUUGUAUAAUACCGGGUAUCAUUUAUCUUCUGUCCAUUCCAUCGAUGUACGUGCUGUUGAUUCUCUACUCCAUCAUCAAUCUCAACGUUGUCACCUGGGGUACUCGCGAAGUCGUCACCAAGAAAACCAAAAAGGAAUUGGAACAAGAGAAGAAAGAAGCUGAAGAAGCAAAACGCAGAGCAAAGCAAAAGUCGUUACUUGGCUUCUUGCAAAAUGGCGCAGGUUACAAUGAAGAUGACCAGGGCUCGAUUGAGAUUUCAUUCGCCGGACUGUUCAAGUGUUUGUGGUGCACGCAUGGAAAACCCUCGGACGAAAAGCAGCAACUCGUUGCCAUUGCCGAGUCACUGGAGCAGCUUGGCAAGAGAUUGGAGCACAUUGAAAAAACCGUGGAUCCACAUGGCCAUCGCCGUCGUGCUUCGUCAGUCGGUUCGCGAUCAGCCGACCACUUGGUUGCUAUUGGCGAAGAUCCAGCCGAGGAAGAUGGGAAUGACAGCGAUACCGAAACUACCGCAAGUCAACACACUGCUGAGAAUAAUCGUGAUUCUGCUUUUCCAUCGAGACCUUACUGGCUCGAUGACGAUAUCUUGAAGAAAGGAGAAGUUGAAGCUUUGUCGAUGCAAGAAGAAUUGUUCUGGAAGGAUUUGCUCGAGAAGUAUCUGUAUCCUAUUGACGAAGACAAGGCUGAGAAGGCGCGAAUCGCCAAAGAUUUGAAGGAGCUGCGCGACCGGAGUGUCUAUGCGUUCAUUAUGUGCAACGCCCUCUUCGUCCUGAUCGUCUUUCUCCUCCAACUUAACAAAGACCUAUUGCACGUGAAAUGGCCCUUCGGUGUCAAGGAAAAUAUCACAUUGGGCUUAAAUGGCAAUGAGGUACACGUUUCGAAAGAAUAUUUACAGCUGGAACCUAUUGGUCUCGUGUUCGUAUUCUUCUUCGCUUUGAUCCUCGUUAUUCAAUUCACCGCCAUGUUGUUCCAUCGUUUUGGAACAUUAGCCCACAUCUUGGCAAGCACAACAAUCAACUGGUUCUGUUGUAAAAAGCCAAGUGAAAACUUGUCGGAGGAUGCAUUGUUAUCAAAACAUGCGGUAGAUAUAGUUAGGGAUCUACAAAGGUUAGACGGAAUCGAAGGUGAUUACGACGAAGGUAGUGGAAGUGGUCCUGGUCGUCGCAAAACAAUUAGGAAUCUGGAGAAAAGCCGCAAGAAAACUCAAGCUAUCAAUACUCUUGACGUAGCUUUCCGUCAACGUUUCUUCAAUAUGGCUGAAGGCCAAGGAUUAGGUCUCCCACGCAACAUGUCAACGCGACGCUCGACAAAAGCUUUCAAAGCUUUUGAGGGUCGUCGCAACAGCAUUAUGGCAGCGCAGCGUCGCAAAUCCCAAAUGCAGACUCUCGGUGCAAACAAUAUUUACGGGGCACCGGGUAAUCCAUUAGGCAUUCAACCAAGACCAACUCGCAGCAGUCAGAUCUCGAUUAAAGACGUAUUUGAAAAUCACGGAGCACACGCGAAUGCUGCUUACGAAGCUGACGAGACGCCCGGUAAUAGCUUGAGAAUGCGGCCGGUCGGUUGGAACAUCGGUGACGUCAACUCCAAUCUUUGAAUGUUGUGAAGUGAAAGAUAAAACAUUUUAAACUAUUUAGGUGGGUGUGUAUUUGUUUGUUUGUAAUUUUUUUAUUUUCUGUGCAGAAAAAAUCAAUUUUGUCUGAAUGUGACUGUUGCAAGCUUCGGAGUGACAACGAGCUUCCUCUGUUGCUCACCAUUUUUCUUAUGUUUAGGAAAUUAUUGUUUUAAAACUUUUUACAAGAAAUAUCUGAAAAUCGUGAAAAAAAAAUACGAAGAAGAUAGAUGUCUCUGUAAAUAAGUUUGUUUGUAAAACGAAUAUAUAUAUAUAGGCAUUUUGCAAGAGCGUAAAAUGUAGGUAAUUUAAUUAUUGAAAAUUUACGGCGAAUUGAUUUCGAAAUCGUGAUUGUUGCAUUUUGAAUGUUGUACUCACUGAUAUGAGAUUAAAGACGAGAUUACUUAGCAAUAAUUUAUAAGGGAAAAGAACAUUGUAAACAAUCAUUAGUUCACACGGAGUGUGUUUGGUGGCUGACACUUAAUCGCUAAUGUUAAACAACAAUUCAUAAUUCUCAGAAUCGAACCAUAUCUGUAAUAAGAAAAAACGUGAAAAGUGCAAGACACGAUCGUCUUCACGAGCAGCUGAUUGAGUGACAUUUUAGCGCAUUAAGUUUUUACAGUAUGCCCUUAUAUCUUACCUUAUUGAUGUUUCGCGUACGAUACGAAAGAUGUACCUAUUUAAGUUGAUGAUUUUAUUAUUGCGAGUGUCUCCGAUUCAGAAUGCCUUAGGGCAUUGUUUUUCUGCUGCCACAAUUAUACACAUGACAUAUUUGAGAUUAUUAGUCGUUUAAUAGAAUGAUUUAAUGUACGAUUGUUUGUA
Messenger RNA from Phymastichus coffea, 5535 nucleotides. RefSeq names its product chitin synthase chs-2 (gene kkv). The record is from RefSeq and is a predicted model, not a curated record. Bases 1 to 4698 code for a protein of 1565 amino acids. Gene Ontology annotation, molecular function: chitin synthase activity. Gene Ontology annotation, cellular component: cell septum; cell periphery. The transcript has 17 exons. Lineage: Eukaryota; Metazoa; Arthropoda; Insecta; Hymenoptera; Eulophidae.